GAGGGAGCGGGGUCGCCGCCGCCUGCCCGCCCGCGUGCCCGGGGCUGCGGUGGCCAGGAUGUCGGGCUUCCUGGAGGAGCUGCUCGGCGAGAAGCUGGUAACUGGCGGCGGCGAGGAGGUGGACGUGCAUUCGCUGGGCGCCCGCGGCAUCUCGCUGCUCGGGCUCUACUUCGGCUGCAGCCUGAGCGCCCCCUGCGCGCAGCUCAGCGGCAGCCUGGCCGCCUUCUACGGCCGCCUGCGGGGGGACGCGGCCGCCGGGCCGGGGGCCGGGGCCGGGCCGGGGCCGGGGGCCGGGGCGGCCGCGGAGCCCGAGCCGCGGCGCCGCCUGGAGAUUGUCUUCGUGUCCUCGGACCAGGACCAGCGGCAGUGGCAGGACUUCGUGCGGGACAUGCCGUGGCUGGCGCUGCCCUACAAGGAGAAGCACAGGAAGCUGAAACUUUGGAACAAAUACCGCAUUUCCAACAUUCCAUCACUAAUAUUCCUAGACGCCACCACCGGGAAGGUCGUGUGCAGGAAUGGGCUGCUGGUGAUCCGCGAUGACCCAGAAGGUUUGGAAUUCCCUUGGGGACCUAAACCCUUCAGGGAAGUCAUUGCAGGGCCCUUGCUGAGAAAUAAUGGACAGUCCCUGGAGAGCAGCAGCUUGGAGGGGUCUCACGUGGGAGUCUAUUUCUCCGCACACUGGUGCCCACCCUGCCGAAGCCUCACCCGGGUCCUGGUGGAAUCCUACCGGAAGAUCAAGGAGGCAGGCCAGAAAUUUGAGAUCAUCUUCGUUAGUGCGGACAGGUCCGAGGACUCAUUCAAACAGUACUUCAGUGAGAUGCCCUGGCUUGCUGUCCCCUAUACCGAUGAGGCCCGGCGGUCACGCCUCAACCGGCUGUACGGAAUCCAAGGCAUCCCCACCCUCAUCGUGCUGGACCCCCAGGGGGAGGUGAUCACGCGGCAGGGGCGCGUGGAGGUGCUGAACGAUGAGGACUGCAGGGAGUUCCCGUGGCACCCCAAGCCCGUGCUGGAGCUCUCCGACUCCAACGCCGUGCAGCUCAACGAGGGCCCCUGCCUCGUCCUGUUUGUAGAUUCUGAGGAUGAUGGGGAGUCUGAGGCAGCCAAGCAGCUGAUCCAGCCAAUAGCCGAGAAGAUCAUUGACAAGUACAAAGCCAAAGAGGAGGAGGCGCCACUUCUGUUCUUUGUGGCAGGGGAGGAUGACAUGACUGACUCCCUGCGCGAUUACACCAACCUGCCCGAGGCUGCCCCUUUGCUCACCAUUCUGGACAUGUCGGCCCGGGCCAAGUACGUGAUGGACGUGGAGGAGAUCACCCCCGCCAUUGUGGAGGCCUUUGUGAAUGACUUCCUAGCAGAAAAGCUCAAACCAGAGCCCAUCUAGGGGGGGCUCCAGCCUCAGGAGACGUUAUUUAAAAACUCGGUCUUCUCCUCUUCCUCCUCCCCUUCCUUCCCUCCACCCUUGGACUUUUCCAGCGUGUCCCGAAUCACACAACCCAAGUGUCCAACCUCUCUGUGGUGCCUUGUUUUCUGCAUUAACUCCUCAGCCAGCACCCUAAGGUGCACAGCCUCUCCGCAGCACAAGAACCCACCGUGUCUGGAGGCUCUGCUUGGGACCCACGGGGCUGGCAGAACCCGGCCAGAACCAGGACUGCAGCGCGCUCUCGGUCACUGGCUCUCGGUGCAGUACGUACCCGCCGGUCCCGUGCCGAGCGAGCGUGAAGGGACAGCGCCCUGGCGCUCUGGCCCCGCCCCCGGCGUCCGCAGGGCACGCAGGGCCCGGGCCGGCGCAGUGACGCACGUCCGUACGUGCGGGUGGAGCAGGGAAAGGGCCUCGGGCUCGCGAGGCCUCGGCUUGGAGUUGCUGGCGGGAACGGCCGUUCUUCUAAGUGAGUCCGUCUCUCCUGGUGUGAGGGAA
Odobenus rosmarus divergens (Pacific walrus) is the source of this 1912-nucleotide messenger RNA. It is a transcript of the gene NXN, whose product is annotated as nucleoredoxin. Bases 59 to 1378 code for a protein of 439 amino acids. Gene Ontology annotation, molecular function: thioredoxin-disulfide reductase (NADPH) activity. The record is from RefSeq and is a predicted model, not a curated record. NCBI's taxonomy places the organism in Eukaryota, Metazoa, Chordata, Mammalia, Carnivora, Odobenidae. The transcript has 8 exons.